Hemibagrus wyckioides is the source of this 1565-nucleotide messenger RNA. RefSeq names its product extracellular calcium-sensing receptor-like. Bases 1 to 1044 code for a protein of 347 amino acids. The transcript is spliced from 3 exons. Gene Ontology annotation, cellular component: membrane. The record is from RefSeq and is a predicted model, not a curated record. Lineage: Eukaryota; Metazoa; Chordata; Actinopteri; Siluriformes; Bagridae. Gene Ontology annotation, molecular function: G protein-coupled receptor activity. Gene Ontology annotation, biological process: G protein-coupled receptor signaling pathway.
AUGAAUUUAUCACUGUUGGACUGUAUGACUCUACUUUACCUAGUACCUAUAUCUGUAUGCAGCAAGAACUGUCCUCCUGGUACAAGGAAGGCUGUGCAGAAAGGAAAGCCUAUCUGUUGCUUUGAUUGCAUACCAUGUGCUGAUGGAGAGAUCAGUAAUAUGACAGAAUACCGGUCAAAUUUACAGAAAGAUAAAUGUGUAAAGAAGGAAGUUGAAUAUUUGUCCUUUGAAGAAACUAUGGGAAUUUUUCUAACAGCUGUUUCUAUUAUUGGUGCUUUUAUAACACUGGUAAUAUCAGUAAUAUUCUUUAGACAUAAACAUACCCCAAUAGUCAAAGCCAACAACUCUGAGCUGAGCUUCCUGCUGCUCUUCUCUCUGGCUCUGUGUUUCCUUUGUUCUCUUACUUUCAUAUUUCAGCCCACUGAGUGGUCCUGUAUGCUGCGGCACACAGCGUUUGGGAUAAUCUUCGUCCUCUGCAUCUCCUGUGUACUGGGAAAAACCAUAGUGGUGUUAAUGGCCUUCAGGGCUACACUUCCAGGCAGUAAUGUCAUGAAAUGGUUUGGGCCUACACAGCAGAGACUCAGUGUACUUGUCUUCACUCUCAUACAGGUUGUCAUUUGUGUUCUUUGGUUAACCAUAUCCCCUCCUUUCCCUUUCAAAAAUCUAAAGAGCUACAAAGAAAAAAUUAUUCUAGAAUGCAAUCUGGGUUCUACCAUAGGUUUUUGGGCUGUGCUGGGUUAUAUUGGAUUUUUGGCUUUUCUAUGCUUUGUUUUAGCUUUUCUGGCCCGGAAGUUACCUGACAAUUUCAACGAAGCCAUAUUCAUCACAUUCAGCAUGCUUAUAUUCUGUGCAGUUUGGAUCACUUUUAUUCCAGCUUAUGUCAGCUCUCCUGGAAAAUUUACUGUAGCUGUGGAGAUAUUUGCUAUUUUGGCCUCAAGCUUUGGGUUACUGUUUUGUAUAUUUCUUCCAAAGUGUUAUAUCAUCAUAAUGAAACCAGAAAAGAAUACCAAAAAGCAAAUGAUGAGUAAAGCACCAGUGAAGUGAGCUAAAAGCCUACCUAUUAUAUAAUCAUGUUUAAAUCAUAUGAUCAGUGAAAUAUGAAAUUGUAGGUCAAAUUGCAAUAUUGACCAUAUGCAUUGAUUUUCAUUUGGUAGCUAACACUUACACAACAUAGUAUAAAAUUCUCUUGAUCUGAGAGGAAAACCUUUUGUAUGUUAUCACAGAUCAAUACAAAUAUCAGGUUCUGUUUAUAAGCAUGGGAAAGGAGCUAUUCUUAAAGUUAAUUGACACCACUUGCUAAAACCCCCUAUUUAAAUUAGCAAGUAGCCCUUAAGGAAACAAGUAAUUAAGCUCAUUCAAACUGAUUAUUCAUUCAAAGUAAAUGGGUAUUACGUUAGCCAUCCUAAAACAUUUAAAAUUAUGCUCAUCAUAUGACCUACAAGAACAAGAACUGUCAUUAAAUAUAUUCUCAUGACUGUCUUGCAGUCUCACACUAAAUCAGCAUCACCUUUAAUUUCACUACUAUGCAUAGCUAGGUUUAAAAUAAAAAUCCAAAUUACUGUGUA